Messenger RNA from Pyrus x bretschneideri (Chinese white pear), 2937 nucleotides. RefSeq names its product probable ADP-ribosylation factor GTPase-activating protein AGD14. The coding region runs from base 260 to 2371 and encodes 703 amino acids. The transcript has 13 exons. NCBI's taxonomy places the organism in Eukaryota, Viridiplantae, Streptophyta, Magnoliopsida, Rosales, Rosaceae. The record is from RefSeq and is a predicted model, not a curated record. Gene Ontology annotation, molecular function: GTPase activator activity.
CGAGAACACCGUAAAAUAUCCCAAUUCCUCACUCUCUCUCUCUCUCUAACAUCUAGUAGGAAUCAAAAGCAGAGUCUGAUUAAGCUCUGAGCUGUACAACGGCCAUAGCCACGCGCCCUUCAAAGAUCUGUUACCUUCCAUUGAUACACACCAAGCGCGGUAGCGGGUGGAUCUCGGCGACGGCGUCGUUUGGAUAGAGUCCUGCAGGAGUAGAACAGCUUCUUCUUCUUCAUCCGCAGCGAGUUGAGGGAGUGCGAGAAUGGCAAGUCGAAAGGAAGACGAGAAAAAUGAACGAAUUAUUCGCGGCCUUCUUAAACUUCCUGAGAAUCGCAGAUGCAUCAACUGCAACAGUCUGGGGCCACAGUAUGUUUGCACAAAUUUCUGGACAUUUGUUUGCACAAACUGCAGUGGAAUACACCGAGAGUUCACACACCGUGUAAAAUCAGUAUCAAUGGCCAAAUUUACUUCACAAGAAGUCAAUGCCCUUCAAGAAGGGGGAAAUCAGCGUGCAAAGGAUAUUUAUCAUAAAGAAUUGGACCCGCAACGUAACUCCUAUCCUGACAGCAGUAAUGUCGAGAGACUUCGAGACUUUAUUAAGCAUGUAUAUGUGGAUAGAAGAUAUACUGGUGAGAGAAACUUGGACAAGCCUCCAAAGGGGAAAAUGGGUGAGAAAGAAGAUUCCUAUGACAACAGAAGAGUGGAUUCAUAUCAGGGUGGCUCUCGAAGCCCACCAUAUGAUGAUAAAUAUGAGCGUCGUUACAGUGAUAGGUCUAGUCCUGGUGCAAGAAGUUAUGAUGGGCAAAGAAGUCCUGGAUAUGAUCAAGAAAGUCGUCAGUCUAGUGAUUAUAGGAGAAGUCCUGGUCGCCCUGAGAUUGUGAAUGAUUGGCGUCGAGAAGAUAGAUUUGGAAAUGGGAGUCGAAAUGAUGAUCGUAGAAUAUCUGAUGGAGAUUCUAAAGUGGAAGGAAAAUCACCUGAACGACCAAGAGAUCUAAAUUCGUCAAGUCCCCCUAUUGUACGGCCUGUUAGAGAGAUUUUAGGGGAGAACACAGUACCUCUCCGUAUAAUUGAACCUCCAAAAGCUAACAGUGCUAGAGCUACUGAUAGCUCUGUGCAGCAUACACAGAGAAGUGUGUCGUCCAGCAGCUUGGCCUCCUCCAAUGGGAACCCAGUGGAAGUGAAGCUGGAGACUUCUGGAAGUUUAAUUGAUUUUGAUGCUGAUAUCAAACCUGCUCCAGCUGUUGUAGUUCCUCAAGCACAACAAACUACUGUAGCUCAAUCCUACCCACAGCCUGCAAAUUCAACCAAUGACAACAAUUGGGCCUCUUUUGAUGUUACUCCAGCAGUGAAAGCACCUCAAGCUCCUGCAAAUGUGAAUUCAGUAGAAUCUCUGCUAUCACAAUUGUCGGUUUCAGCACCUGUCCCUAGUUAUGUUUCUGGGACUGCAGGUAAUCUUGGUGCCCCCACAGUUGCACCAGUAAGCAGCUUGUCAACAUUUCCCCCUGUUGCUGCUCUAGUUCCUGCCCCUGGAUCUCAAGCAUUCCCAGUAAAUGGUGGUAAUUUCCAUGUUAAAGAUCCUGCUUCCGGGCAAUGGCCUACCAUGCAGCACCAGCAACCUUCUUUAUACCCUGCUACUGGGGUUCAGUCUGCUGGACAACAAUAUAUGCCUUCCACUGAUGGAACUUCGACUGUUGCAUCACAAUCGUCAGCUGGGGAAGCAAAGUCUACUGGAAGAAGAGAACUUCCUGCGGAUGUUUUUGCAAUGAACUAUUCAUCUUUUCUGGCACCAGUUCCUGGAUGGCAAACUGGUCCUCCUCGUGGUAUGGGGUUUCCUAUGCCAUAUAACACUGCGGUGCCAAUGCCCAGUUUUAAGCAGUCUUCAAAGUCAGCGAACCCAUUUGAUGUAAACAGUGAACCUCCAAUACAAGCCUCAGCGUUUCCUUCCUUGCAAGCUCCCCUACCAAAUGCCCAGCCUUUAUCCCCUUCAGGUUUAAUGCGCACGUCCAGCCUUGGUACUCCCUCAUCAGCAUGGAUGCCCCUCCAGUCAUCACCAUAUUCAUCAGCGGUUCCUCCCCAAGCACCACAAUAUGCAUCCCAAGUGCCUCCCCAAGCACCACAAUAUGCAUCACAAAUGCCUUCCCAAGCACCGCCGUAUGCAUCACAAGUGCCUCCGCAGCCACCACAAUAUGCAUCACAAAUGCCUUCCCAAGCACCUGCCGUAUGCAUCACAAGUGCCUGCCCCAGCCACCACAAUAUGCAUCACAAUUGCCACCAAGAGCCUACAUGGUACAACAAGUUCCGAGCAGCGUGCCACCUUCCGGGUAUCAAGGGGCAGGCGGCUUUGGCACCGGUGGGGCUUCUUUUGGUUCGUUAAAUGUGGAUCAGCAGCUGGCAGGUAGAUUCUCAGCGCCUGCUACGCCAAAUCCAUACUCUUCGGCUGGAGGAAAUCCAUUUGGGUAGAUGAAAAAAACACAAGAUGGUCUCUAAUCCCAUUUAGGGUCAUCAUCUUGCUGCUGCUGCUGCCUGUCAAAUUGCUGGAAAGGUUUUGGUUUCUAUCUCCUCUAGUUUUUAUGUUAUCCGAUGCAGCCUAAUGCGAGAUUGUGUUCUUGGAUCAUCACCGGGGUCGGUCACAAGUCAAAAGGUCGACUUCCCGUCAUGUACAAUUUGUUUGUUGUUUGUAAGAAAGUGAGAGAGAGAGAGAGUACAUAGUUUAAAGGGCCAUUAAGUUGUAGAGUUUGCUAGCAAAGGUGUUUUUUUUUUUUAAUUUUUCUUUUUCUUUUUUCUUCGCCUACUUUGUUGUAUGAUUUUGCAAUCACAUUAUUAUGCUGUGAACUCGUUGAGUCUUAAGGAAGUUGGUGGAACGGUAGCAAUGAUGUUACAGUGAAAUGCAGUUUGUACGUUAAUACAAUUGUCGAUCGAUCGAGUGGUGAGGUUAUUUUC